GGAGGGCUCCGCCCCCUCCCGCAUAGUUUCCCCACCAAUCAAGCGGGCGACCCUCGCGCCGCACGCGCGCGCGCCCCACAUCCUCCUUCUGAGGGAUUUAACAUGGAGGCGGCCGGGCGAGAUUGCCCUUUCAAGCAUUUAAUUGAAACUCUGGAUGACAGGACAGACAAGAAGUUCUACAAUGUUGCUAAACUAGGCGCCAAAUACGAUACCCUGCCUUACUCCAUACGGGUCCUGUUGGAAUCAGCCGUCCGCAACUGUGAUGGCUUUCUAGUGAAGGAAGAAGAUGCCAUGAACAUUUUGGACUGGAAAGCGAAACAGAACGUCAUUGAAGUGCCCUUCUGCCCUGCCAGGGUCGUCCUCCAAGAUUUUACUGGGAUUCCUGCAAUGGUGGAUUUUGCUGCUAUGAGGGAAGCUGUGAAAAAUCUUGGAGGAGAUCCUGCAAGAGUCCAUCCUGCCUGCCCAACAGAUCUCACUGUGGACCAUUCUCUACAGAUUGACUUCAGUAAAUGUGCAAUGCAGAACACUCCCAAUCCGGGAGGUGGGGAUCCACCGAGGUUGCCCUCAAAGCUUUCUCCCGUGAAGGGUCCUCGGAAGCUGCCCUGCAGAGGCCAGUCCAGCUGCAAAGGGCCAUGUGAUGGAGAAUCAAAGCGCAACUCGGGUCAGCUUUCCGUGCAGAUUGAGAACACCCCCCUGCUGUGUCCUUUUCAUCUUCAGCCACUGCCUGAGCCAGAAACAGUGUUAAAAAACCAGGAAGUGGAAUUUGGUCGGAACAGAGAGAGACUCCAGUUUUUCAAGUGGGGGUCCAGAGUUUUUCGAAAUGUCUCGGUAAUUCCACCUGGAACAGGGAUGGCACACCAAGUAAACCUAGAAUACUUGUCAAGAGUGGUAUUUGAUGUUAAAGGUUUCCUGUAUCCAGACAGUGUCAUUGGUACAGAUUCCCAUACGACAAUGGUGAAUGGCUUGGGAAUCUUGGGAUGGGGUGUGGGUGGGAUUGAGACAGAAGCCGUCAUGCUGGGAUUGCCCAUCACGCUCACCUUGCCCGAAGUGGUCGGGUGUGAACUAACGGGCUCCGCCGACCCUCUUGCCACCUCGAUAGAUGUGGUCCUGAGCAUCACUAAGCAACUGCGUCAAGCAGGAUUUUCUGGAAAAUUUGUGGAGUUCUUUGGGCCUGGAGUUUCCCAGCUCUCCAUAGGUGACCGAACCACCAUAGCAAAUAUGUGUCCAGAAUAUGGUGCUAUUCUGAGCUUUUUCCCUAUAGAUAAUGUGACGCUAAGGCAUUUAAAACAUACAGGCUUUGAUGAGGUCAAGCUUAAGUCCAUGGAAGCAUAUCUUAAAACUGUGAAACUAUUUAGAAAUUAUCAGAGCUCCACUGAAGAACCAGAAUAUUCCCAGAUUAUACACAUAAACCUGGAUUCUAUAAUGCCCUAUGUGAGUGGUCCCAAGAGGGCACAAGACAGAGUUGCCGUGACAAACAUGAAAAACGAUUUCCAGGCAUGCCUAAAUGAAAAGGUCGGCUUUAAAGGCUUCCAGAUCGCCCCCGAAAAGCAAAACGACGUGGUUCCUGUUGAGUAUGAAGGGAACGAGUACAGGCUGGCUCAUGGGUCGGUCGUCAUUGCGGCCGUGAUCAGCUGUACAAACAAUUGCAACCCCUCGGUGAUGUUAGCAGCAGGUUUGUUGGCCAAAAAGGCCCUUGAAGCUGGUCUGACUGUUAAACCUUACAUGAGGACGAGCUUAUCACCUGGGAGCGGAAUGGCCACGCACUAUCUCAGUUCCAGUGGGGUGUUGCCGUACCUCAGUAAACUUGGAUUUGAGGUCAUUGGCUAUGGAUGUUCCACGUGUGUCGGGAAUACCGCUCCUUUGCCGGAAGCCAUUCAGAAUGCAAUUGUGGAGGGUGACUUGGUUGCUUGUGGAGUUUUGUCUGGAAACAAAAACUUCGAAGGCCGUCUCUGCAGCUGUAUCCGUGCCAAUUACCUUGCCUCUCCACCUCUAGUUGUUGCUUAUGCUAUAGCAGGAACUGUGAAUAUUGAUUUCCAGACUGAGCCAUUAGGAACCAGUCCCGAUGGCGAAAGUAUCUUCUUGCGUGAUGUUUGGCCCACUCGGGAGGAAGUUCAGCAAGCGGAAGAGGAGUUUGUAAUAUCGUCCAUGUUUAAGGAGCUGAAGGAAAAAAUGGAGAAAGGAAAUAAGCGAUGGAACUCCCUGGAAGCACCCGAAUCAGUUUUAUUCACAUGGGAUUUGAAGUCUACAUACAUCCGAUGCCCUUCGUUUUUUGACAAGCUUGCCAAAGACCCACUUCCCCUUCAGGGUAUCGAAAAUGCCCACGUCUUACUAUAUUUGGGGGAUUCAGUCACAACAGAUCACAUCUCGCCUGCAGGAAGUAUUGCCAGGGGCAGUGCCGCCGCCAGAUACUUGACAAGCAAGGGCCUCACACCCCGUGAAUUCAACUCUUACGGCGCUCGAAGGGGAAAUGAUGCUGUGAUGACAAGAGGAACCUUUGCAAACAUCAAGCUUUUAAAUAAAUUCAUUGGGAAACCAGCUCCUAAAACCAUUCACUUCCCUACAGGACAAACGCUGGAUGUUUUUGAUGCAGCUGAGUUAUAUCGGAAAGAAAAUAUCCCUUUGAUUAUUUUAGCAGGCAAGAAAUACGGACUGGGGAGCUCAAGAGACUGGGCCGCGAAAGGACCGUUUUUACUGGGCGUGAAAGCAGUUAUUGCUGAAAGCUACGAGAAGAUCCACAAAGGCCAUUUGAUUGGAAUGGGCAUUGCCCCUCUGCAGUUUCUCCCAGGGGAAAAUGCACCUGCUUUGGGCCUGACGGGCAAAGAGCAGUUUUCUGUCUCAUUUCCUCAAGAGUUGUCCCCUGGAAUCACCCUAAAUGUAAAGACAAAUACAGGUAAAGUAUUCCACGUGCUUGCGUCAUUUGACAACGAUGUGGAAAUGACAUUGUACAGACACGGUGGCGUUCUGAACUACAUGGUCCGAAGGCUUUCAUAGAGCGCUGUUCACUUGCUGAGGACUGGGCACAGACCUCACUCCCUCGAUGGAACUGCCUACAGUCCUGCUGAGCUCAGAUACUUCGUCCAUGGAUGUAAAAGAUUGCGAGUUGUUGUAGUGAUGCAGCAAGAUCCUUCCGGAUUUUAAAGUAAUAUUCAAAUGGUGCUAUUGACAUUGCUAAAAAAUUGACGUGUGUGUCGUGAAAGAGAACUGUAAGUAUGGGGGAGGGAGGAGGGGGGAUAUUAGACUAUUUUGUAAAUAAAUGAUGUGAAACCUGAAACUGAAUUGUGGUGAAAAAUUUAAGCAAGAAUUUCUGCAGUUAUUGUCUCCCUUGGGUUUGGCAAGUUUUAACUUCCUAUUGCUAUGUGUUAGUUUGCAGACAGCACAUGGUCUGGAAUGUUAAGGUCGGAUAGUUUUCCUUUUUAUUCAGGCAUCCCACUUUCCAAAUCAAAAGCCAGUCUUAGAUCGCUGGAUUUGGCCAUAGAUUAGAAGGUUGAAGGGAGCCCAACGUAGAAUCGGUAUAUGAUCUAGAACAUUUUCUGUGAAGAAUGCCAAGAUGAAGAAUCCGGAGCGUUUGUAGUGGCAAACAGAUAAAAUUGCAGCCUAGCUUGUUGCACCAUACAAAGGUACUAAUGAGCUUUUGACGUGUGACUAGCACGGACCUGCACUGGGAGAACUUGCCGUGCAAGAGGCAGUCUGUCCCCUAAUUCGUCUUGGGCAGCUAAAGGUGUUCCCCUUCGCCAGUUGAGGCUGGGAAAGGCCACAAGCCUCGCAUGCCCCUGCUUUCUAGGCUUGCAAAGCUUGUCUCUUCACAGAUACUAGAGCAGGAGCUUCUGCCGCCCUUCACUGAAACGCUGAGCUGCAGCAACAGGUUCCUGCUUGUCCCCUUCUGAGUACUCUGUCCUUUUGAUAAACCACCCAAAAUAGAUGGAACGAUUUGGCCCGAGGAAGGUUGUAAAUAACCCCUUGGAUUGCUGAGGCCCUGUGGCCCUGUGCUCACACCCGGUCCAGUGGCCACGCCUAGAGGCCCCUGCAUUCUAGCCCACACCGCCAGACAUGCCCGUGCCAUUCUCUGCUGCAGUCGCUUGGGCGGUGUCAGCACUGCUGGAGGGAACAUUUGCCUUGACGUGUAAGAGUAGAUGCUGCCUCUUGGCAUCAAAGAAGGCAGGUGGGUCUUCACUGAGUCAUGUCAGCUUAGUUUUUUUACCCCAGGUUCCGUGGAAAUGGCUUUAUUUGCAAUGUGACCUAUGGUUAAUUAUUUUAAUAGUGAGAAGCAAUCUGUAAUUAAGCAUUACCUCCUCCACCAGCUGUACACAUUGUUGGUUUUACACUGUGGUGAUUUCUGCUGCAGAAAAGAUGUUCUUCGUAAUUAAAUUUUAAUUUCAGUUUACUGUAUAUAAAGCUGCUUUUAAAAAUCAUGCAGUAGAAUGUACAAUAUAUUCAUGAAUAUUGUACCACAUAAAAUAUCUACUGAGUUCUGACUAAUUUGGAAAGUUAUUAGAUUCUGAUGGGGAGGUCAAAUGACAUGUAAAUGUAAAGGACACAAAUGUACAAUUUUGUUUGGCAACACAAAAAACCCGCAUUUCUUUCUGGACUCUUUGGAACUCAGCUUAACUUUUCAGAUGAGUAGUGCCGAAAAUUCUUUUAAGGACUUGUCCUGUGGCAUUUCUUCGAGUCUUCCUGUGAAUUGGGCAUUUCCUAUACCAUUCCUGCGGUGCUGUCUGCAUUUUUUCAGGACUAACCCCUUUCAGAGAUUUCAGUGUUGACACACUAGCAAAGGCUUCCACAUCACUGAGGUGUGAGCAAGAGUGCUUGGAGGUGCAGUUUUGUUCUGACAAAAGCAAAUGGCAGUUGAUACCAAGGCUGCCUUGAGCAGUUUUCAGUCUGACAGCAGCCGUAAUGUCAAUUGUAGUGUUCUAGUGUGAGGGGCUUCACACUGCCACAGUGUAAUCGAUGCUAGUGCUGGUGUCCAAUCUGAUAGCGCCCCGUGUACACUCUCCAAAUUAGCUUUUCCAGCCUGGGAUGGUCUUUGUUCGUGGGACGAGCUGAUGGUCUUAGCAUUUUCUCCCAAAGGCUUGCAGCCAGGGUGCCUCAUACUCGGUGUUUCCUCAUACUAAACUGAGAACCGCAUUUGCCAGCCUUGCUUUGAAGGAACCUAGAUCUUUAAAUAUUUGCAACUCAAGUGCAAGCUUCUACAUUGCUUGCAUGCAGCUGAAGAGCACGCCCAGAAAUUGCACAGAAUUAUGAAUGUGAAUGCCAUCGAAAAAGCUUUCAUUGAUGCCCUCAUAUCGGCACGUGAGUCUAUGUAUUUCUAAAAGCAACCGCAUUUCAUGCUAUCCUUCUGUACUCUGAAUUAGGUUGAUGGAGAGUUGCAGUCAUUUUCUGAAAAAUGCAUGGACUGUUGCUGUAUUUCAUGGUUGUGAAAGUUUGAGCAGGCUUUAUGAUUCUGGCCUGUGGCCAUUGGCAGGAAGUUGUUCACAUAAACGGAGCUCAAAUUUGGAUGCUGCCAGGGGUGGGUGAAAGCUGCUGUCAUCUGGUUUCCUCUUCCAAACAUGAGAAGUUUCUGCUUUUUAAGUUGGAAGUAAUCUCCCAUGAAUUCAAUAAGAUUUACUUUAGUGCAAAAGUGGCUGAACUUGAACUGCCUGUCUCAGACGUAGGUGGGUGUUCACUCUAGAUCACACUCAUAGACACACUGAGGGGAAUUCCACACACCUGCCUGAUAAAGGCAGAAGCGAGCAUUCUUUGCAUAUCAUACAGAAGCUGCAAAAGGAGAGUAGGGGGCAGUGUUUGCUCUUUUUCUAACAUGGUGAGGUCGUUCUCUGCAUGGUCCUCUUGGUUUGACAGAAAACCCAACUACUAAAACCUUUGUUCCAUCUCUUAGCAAUGGCACGAUGUACUUUAUUCAGAAAGGCUUGGGGGUGAAUCCACAAGUUAAAUGGUGUUGUUCAGCCAGGAACAGGGCAAAACCAUAGAAACUGGAACUAUAUUUUGUCUUCAGGUUCUUCUCUUCUGUUUGGAUUUGGAAGAGACUCUUUGAAUUUCAUCCCUUCAAAAAGAUUCUAUUAGCAAAUUGGGCACGGGAGGGACUGUUCAUAAAUUACGCACCUGCAAAAUUAUAAAUGCAUUUUAUUAAUCACAUGUAAGCAACUGCAAAUGAAUGUCUGCUCUUUUAAGCCAGCAUAACAGUAUCAAAUGGUUUUAAGUUCACUGAUAAGUAUUGUAUAGAAAUCUUAAGACAAAGUUCAAUUUGCUGACAAUUGUGCAUAAAAUGCUAAACUGAUGUAAAUUAUUUUUAAUAAAGAAAGUUGUACCAUGA
Varanus komodoensis (Komodo dragon) is the source of this 6307-nucleotide messenger RNA. It is a transcript of the gene IREB2, whose product is annotated as iron responsive element binding protein 2. Gene Ontology annotation, molecular function: iron-responsive element binding; 4 iron, 4 sulfur cluster binding; aconitate hydratase activity. The transcript is spliced from 22 exons. The coding region runs from base 103 to 2991 and encodes 962 amino acids. Gene Ontology annotation, biological process: citrate metabolic process; tricarboxylic acid cycle. Gene Ontology annotation, cellular component: mitochondrion; cytosol. The record is from RefSeq and is a predicted model, not a curated record. Lineage: Eukaryota; Metazoa; Chordata; Lepidosauria; Squamata; Varanidae.